CUUCUGCGUGAAAAAAGUAACUGUUGAUGUUUUGAGUGUGCGGGUCUUUGACGCGUGACCGCUGGUUGUGGUUUUGUCUCACGUGACUUCAGUAUAUAAUGCAGCGUUUUGACAGCAGAUUGCUUGCUGUGUGCAGUUUGUGAUGACUGACAGCGGUUCUUGUGUGCUGCUGGAUGUGACUCUCUGCUCGCCAGUAGGAGAAAUCCUGCUGAGCGGCUGUGAGAAGGGAGUUCACACCAUUAAUAUCAAACUGGGAACAGACAAAGAGGAAAGUGUAUCCUGUUGUAGUAUACGGCCUGUUGGCCAGUCAGAAAUGAGUCCUGAGUUGCAGCGCUGUGUGGACUGGCUUCAGUGCUACUUCAUGAAACCCGAGUCCAUCGGCACUCUUCCUUCACCUGCCUUACACCAUCCGUUAAUGCAGAGUGACUCUUUUAAAGCACAUGUGCUGUGGACUCUGUUUAAGGAAGUUGGACUUGGUAAAACGGUCUCCUACAAGCAGCAUGCUGAAAUGAUCGGCAAUCCAAAAGCUGUGAGAGCAGUGGGUUCAGCCAUGAAGAAUAACCCGGUUCCCCUGAUCGUGCCGUGCCACCGGGUGCUGCGUAGUUCAGGGGACAGUGGCUCAUAUAUGGGAGGAAAGGGAGAUGAUAUUAAAGUUUGGUUGCUCACUCAUGAGAAAAAAGCAUCGGAGCUCAAUGCAUCAAAGAGUGAAAAAUCCAUCUGAUGGACC
Cyprinus carpio (common carp) is the source of this 727-nucleotide messenger RNA. It is a transcript of the gene mgmt, whose product is annotated as O-6-methylguanine-DNA methyltransferase. The coding region runs from base 143 to 721 and encodes 192 amino acids. The record is from RefSeq and is a predicted model, not a curated record. Lineage: Eukaryota; Metazoa; Chordata; Actinopteri; Cypriniformes; Cyprinidae. The transcript is spliced from 4 exons.